UUCAUCAUUUGGCCGUUCACCACCUCUUAGGCCUCUUCCACCUUCAAUGCAACGCUUCUUUGGACCGUGUUCAAAUGGAAUUGGCUGGCAAAUGCCGGCACCUCCUUCACCUCCAAAAAUUCUAGUAAAUAAUUCGUUUAAACAAAAACCAAUUUUAUGCCCUCCACCACCCGCAUAUUCAUCUAAAGAAGAAUCACCACAACAAUUAAAAUCUGCUUUAUGUUCUUUUGCUUCUGCAUUUUGA
Meloidogyne enterolobii is the source of this 244-nucleotide messenger RNA. The record is from the annotation of a GenBank genome assembly. Lineage: Eukaryota; Metazoa; Nematoda; Chromadorea; Rhabditida; Meloidogynidae.